This is a messenger RNA of Rattus norvegicus (Norway rat), 2154 nucleotides long. Lineage: Eukaryota; Metazoa; Chordata; Mammalia; Rodentia; Muridae. The record is from RefSeq and is a predicted model, not a curated record.
GGAUGGAAGCCGGGACCUUGGUGGCGGGGGCUCAGUGACAACAGGAAAGCACCAUGCCACCCCACCCCCACCUCGCUCUGCGCUCUGCGCUGAGCCUUUCCACCAAGCCCACCCAAAGUCUACUUGGGAAGGCAGAUGAGUCCAUACCAGGUGACAAAGAGUUAAGUCGGACCCGCCUAGCAACCCCAAACCGAGAAGCUUCUGCGACUAGACAGCAGCAUCCAUCAUUUUGUGAGCACGGAGUUGGGUCCAGAUGGAGUCCCGUCUGGGCCGCGCAGCUCGCUGAAGCCGCGAAGAGCCGCAGCAUCUGACCCUCCCGCCCCAAGUCCCGUCCCCACGGGGAAGGGGACCCCGUGCAGACCAACUGAGGCCAGUGCACAGGGCUGGACCCAAAAUAGGCCGGAAGCCGGCCUAGCCGCCAGGGUGCUAAAGGCUGGACCCAGGCUGCGGAUGCAGGGAGCGUUGCUAGGAGACAAGGUGAACCCUCAAUUCUAAGGAGCUUGGCACCCCACGCCUGCUGCAGCUAAGAUGCCAACGCAACGCUGGGCCCCUGGGACUCAAUGUAUGACCAAGUGCGAGAACUCACGCCCCAAGCCCGGUGAGCUAGCCUUUCGAAAGGGUGACAUGGUGACCAUCUUGGAGGCCUGUGAGGACAAGAGCUGGUACCGAGCCAAGCACCACAGCAGUGGGCAGGAAGGGCUGCUGGCGGCUGCUGCUCUGCGACAGAGGGAGGCCCUUUCCACAGACCCCAAGCUCAGCCUCAUGCCAUGGUUCCAUGGCAAGAUUUCCGGUCAGGAAGCCAUACAGCAGCUGCAGCCACCCGAGGAUGGGCUGUUCCUCGUGAGGGAAUCGGCCCGUCACCCUGGUGACUAUGUCCUGUGUGUCAGUUUCGGCCGUGAUGUCAUCCACUACCGUGUCUUGCAUCGAGAUGGGCACCUCACCAUUGAUGAGGCCGUGUGUUUCUGUAAUCUGAUGGACAUGGUAGAGCACUACACCAGGGACAAGGGCGCCAUCUGCACCAAGCUGGUGAAGCCCAAGAGGAAACAGGGCGCAAAGUCCGCAGAGGAAGAGCUCGCCAAGGCUGGCUGGCUGCUAGACCUGCAGCAUCUGACUCUGGGAGCACAGAUUGGAGAGGGAGAGUUUGGAGCCGUCCUGCAGGGCGAGUACUUGGGACAGAAGGUGGCCGUGAAGAAUAUAAAGUGUGAUGUGACAGCCCAGGCCUUCCUGGAUGAGACGGCUGUGAUGACAAAGCUGCAGCACAGGAACCUAGUGCGACUCCUGGGUGUGAUCCUGCACCACGGCCUGUACAUUGUCAUGGAACACGUGAGCAAGGGCAACCUGGUGAACUUCCUGCGCACGCGGGGCCGUGCGCUUGUGAGCACCUCUCAGCUCCUGCAGUUUGCUCUUCACGUUGCUGAAGGCAUGGAGUACCUGGAGAGCAAGAAGCUGGUACACAGGGACCUGGCUGCUCGAAACAUCCUGGUCUCUGAGGACUUAGUGGCCAAGGUCAGUGACUUUGGCCUAGCAAAGGCAGAGCUUAGGAAGGGGCUGGACUCAAGUCGGCUGCCAGUCAAGUGGACAGCACCCGAGGCUCUCAAAAAUGGGAGGUUCUCCAGCAAGUCGGAUGUCUGGAGUUUUGGGGUGCUACUGUGGGAAGUCUUCUCAUAUGGAAGAGCCCCAUACCCCAAGAUGGUGAGCAGCACCCCGGGGAGGGCAGCCUGUGCAUCCCGUGUCACUGACUGCCCCCACCCAUGCUACCCCCUACCCCCGUAUCUACAGUCGCUAAAGGAGGUUUCAGAGGCUGUGGAGAAGGGUUACCGCAUGGAGCCCCCCGACAGCUGCCCAGGCCCUGUGCAUACCCUCAUGGGCAGCUGCUGGGAGGCUGAGCCCUCGCGCAGACCACCGUUCCGCAAAAUAGUGGAGAAGCUGGGUCGUGAGCUCCGCAGUGUGGGCGUCGCAGCCCCCGCCGGGGGACAGGAGGCUGAGGGCUCAGCUCCCACACGGAGCCAGGACCCCUGACCCCUGAACUGGAAAGCAAGAGGACACAGAUGUAGGGUCACAGGGCCAGGGUGAGCCAGUGCACAGGCUCCGGAGCCCCUGGGAUCCCCGUUACUGGGACACCCCAUAAAGAGUGAUUGGAAGGAUUUUGUACAA